UCACCUACCGCGGCGUGGACCUGGACCAGCUGCUGGACAUGUCCUAUGAGCAGCUGAUGCAGCUGUACAGUGCGCGCCAGCGGCGGCGGCUGAAUCGGGGCCUGCGGCGGAAGCAGCACUACCUGCUGCAGCGCCUGCGCAAGGCCAAGAAGUAGGCGCCGCCCAUGGAGAAGCCGGAAGUGGUGAAGACGCACCUGAGGGACAUGAUCAUCCUGCCCGAGAUGGUGGGCAGCAUGGUGGGCGUCCACAACGGCAAGACCUUCAACCAGGUGGAGGUCAAGCCCAAGGUGAUUGGCCACUACCUGGGCGAGUUCUCCAUCACCUACAAGCCCGUAAAGCAAUGCCGGUCCGGCAUCGGGGCCACCCACUCCUCCCGCUUCAUCCCUCUCAAGUAGUGGCUCAGCUAAUAAAGGCGCACAUGGUUCCAAAAAAA
Pan troglodytes (chimpanzee) is the source of this 433-nucleotide messenger RNA. RefSeq names its product small ribosomal subunit protein uS19-like. Gene Ontology annotation, cellular component: cytosolic small ribosomal subunit; ribosome. NCBI's taxonomy places the organism in Eukaryota, Metazoa, Chordata, Mammalia, Primates, Hominidae. The transcript has a single exon. The record is from RefSeq and is a predicted model, not a curated record. Gene Ontology annotation, biological process: ribosomal small subunit assembly; translation. Gene Ontology annotation, molecular function: structural constituent of ribosome; RNA binding. Bases 165 to 395 code for a protein of 76 amino acids.